AAGUCCGAUAGCAGCUUAAGCGACUUCCUCAGCGAUGAGGAAGAUCCCGGCUCUUGUGGAAAAUGCAGCAGACGCCAGAGGUCACGUAAUGCAUUGGAGUCCGGUUGUGUUGGGCACAAAGGGAAGGCUGUGGAGAUGAAAGCCAGCAGCUCUCCUGCCCGCCCCGUCCCCCUUCCCGAGCCAUCCGCGGGAGAACCUGCGGGAGAAGAACUGCGUGCCGUCAACUUGAGUCUCGACAGGCUGUCAACGCUGGGUCGGACCCACUUAGCCCGAGUGGUCAUCGAGAGCUUGAAGGCCCCGCUGGAAGGCAGCUCGCAGAACAACACCCCCGGCAAAAAGAGCUCCGUGGGGAAGCCCCCCAAGCCAGCGUCGGCUCCAAAAAGGACGUUCUUUGUCGAGUACCACUUUCCAGUGAAAGCUACGAAGAGUGGAACAGGGCAGGUGGCUGUAACCACAGAGAUCAUUCGGGUGGCUUCGAGUAAAAUCUCGAACGAAGUGGUGAAAUUUCAGCAGCGGUACGUGUUCCCUGUUCACUUCAGCGGAACGAUGAUCACCCACUGGUGGAGUUCGGACCUCGCGUUUAAUAUCUACUCGAAAAAGGGCGCCCAAAGGAAGCCGUUGCUGAUUGGCUCCGCAGCUGUUCCUCUGCGAGACGUAAUUCAGUCCGAGCAGCUGACCAUCCGUCGUGACUUGCCUGUGGAAGAGGAAGGUGGUUCGGCUCCGCUGGGACCUUUAAAGGUAUCACUGGAGCUCGCCGCCGACAACAAAGACUUCUCCAGCGCCAGUGCCAGGCCAGCAACCGUGACAUCGCAAGACCCGGUUUACUCCGUCACAAGCCCCGGGGUGAAGCUGCAGGCCGCCCCCGAGGACGUCACGCCUGUCAAAAGCCCCCACCUCUCGAAGCCCGGCAGUGUCCAGUUCCGCACGAAGAUCCACGAGGCUCUGCCCACGGCCCCACAAAAACUCAGCGUGGGUGCGAACCAGCCGCCGCCGCCCAGACCCGUGUCCCGUAGCCUGCUGACCCAGAUGGGCCCGUCGGAAGAGGAGGGUUUGCUGCUCCACGUCCUCUUGAUGGUGCCGGAAGGGAAGGACUUCGUUCCGGGAGACGCCGGGCUCCACGGCUCUUGCAACGUGUAUUUGAACUGCAAGCUCUUCAGCACGGAGGAAGCGACGAGGUCAGCCGUCAUGUGGGGGACGAGGCAGCCGACCUUCCAUUUCUCUCAGGUAACACCGAUUUCCCUGACCUCAAAGCACCUGCAGAGGCUGAAGAACAACAUCAUGGUCAUAGAAGCCUGGAACAAGAGGCCCAGCCCGGGAGGAGACCAGCUGCUGGGGCUGGUGAAACUUCCGCUGCAUCAGUUCUACAUGUCGUUCAAGGACCCCAAGAUCUCCGCCCUGCUGCUUCAGGCUCAGUAUCCGGUAGUUGCCGUGGACGGCUCUUUGCCCGUGGUCGACGUCUUCGCUGGCCACAGAAACGGGAGCCUGAAGGUCCUUCUGGCCAUGGGCUCGGCUGACCAGAUCGUGGCCCUGCAGAGGCUGAAGAACGAAGAAGGGGCUGUGCCCCCCGGCGUGCAGCGCUCUGCGCAUGCUCUGGAUCCCCCGGCGACACCGCUUCCAAAGGUAUUUUCGGAUAACUGGGGAGAAGGGCUCAUGGAGCACGUCUUUGAGGUCCACAUCGAGAGCGUGAAGGGGCUCACUCCGCUCCAGUCCACAGUCUGGGGAGAGGCCGACUGUUACGUCCAGUAUCAUUUCCCGGUUCAGGAGUCGGAGACCAGCGUGCUGCGCGGGACGGAAGUCUACGAGAGCGGUCUUCGGCUGAAGCCGUUCCGCUCAGCAACUACCCUCUGCAUCCCGGACCCCGUUUUCAAUGACGAGCGGCAUCACUCGUUGCUGGUCCCUGCAGACGUCCCAGUCCAGAGGCUGCUGCUCAGUGCUUUCUCCGCACAGGGGUUACCCGGAGGAGGAGGGAUCCAGUUUGAAGUCUGGUGCAGGUAUUACUACCCUAACGUCCGAGACCAGAUGGUCGCCAGAGGGACCUUGUCGCUGUCACGCCUGUGCGCCAUGGUGACCACGCAGCGACGAGAAGAAGUGGGGAUCCAGACCUUUAGCCUGCCCUUGAUCCCCAGAACCGAGGGCUCAGGGGAACCCAAAUCCUCAGGUUUGCUGGACGUAAGCAUAAGGUACCGGUGCUCCCUCAAAGCGGCCGAAGGAGUCCUGGCAGCUCAGGCUGUUUCUGUUUCCGUUCAAAUCCACCGAGCAGCCGGUUUGCAAGCAGCUGCCAGGGCCUUGGCUGAGAAGAACCCUUCGCUGCAAUACAGCGCAGAUGUUGGAGUAAACGCCUACGUGACGGUGUACCUCCCUUUCCUCCCCGAAGGGGAGAGACGCAGCACGCGAGCCGUGGCACGUACCUUCUGCCCGGAAUUCGAGCACCACACCGAGUUCCCGUGCAAUCUCGUGGUCCAGAGGAGCAGCGGCGAAGCGUGUUGUCUGGGGGAGCUCUUGCAGUAUUCCGAGGCUGUCUUCUCCGUCUUCCACCAGAACCUGAAUUCAGCUCCCAGAACGUCACAGGGUCAGGCUUCAAGGGAUUACCUCCUGGGAACCGUCAAAGUGCCAACCAGAGAGCUGUUAAUGAGAAGAUCAGGCAUUAGAGGCUGGUACCCAGUAACCCUCCCGGAGGAUCUGGUCCCUUCCCACGGCGCCAACGUCGUUCAAGCCGUCGUCGGAGGCCUGGAGCUUUCCGUGAGCUUCGCUCGCCCUGGGGACCGAGAACGUGUCCUGGACGCCGCUGCCCUCUUAGGCUGGAACUGGGAGGAGACCCUCGGGGAAAGCCCGCAGGACGACGACAGCGACUCUCCUCUCCCCCCGAAUCCUGCCACGGUGACGGUUUCAAUCCCCAGACUGUGGCUGCCGGUGCACUGCGUGUUGCCCGCGGGGCAGACACAGCUGCACAGAAGCACCCACGUCUACCUUCGCUAUAAACUGUACGAUCAGGAAGCCCGGUGGACGUCUCUCCGGAGGCCAAGGUUCGCGGAAGACCAGAGGCACGUGACGUUGGCCUUUAAGAGCAAGCGGGUGGACCUUCCAAGGAGCCCAGCGCUGUGGUGGUACUUCAGAGAGGAGAGGCUGGAGUUCCAGGUGUGGCGCGCUUACGGGAGCGAGAGGCACGCGGAAAGGCCGCUGGACACAGAUCGCCUGAUCGGGUCGGCGUACAUGGACCUCGCAGCGCUUGGGGGGGAUUCCAGAAGCGCGAGAACAGUCAGUGGCAUCUACCCCCUGUUCCGGCGCAACGCCUCAAACCUGUCGGGAGCCGCCGUGCGAAUUCAUAUCGCGCUCGCACCCGCCACCCCCCACGGCCUCGAGCCCGCCGAACACGGCGGCGGCAGCAGCAGCGAGUGCGAAGACGGGAGGGAGGCGCCCGCGACCAGCCAGCAAGACUUGGACUCUCAGCACCGCAAGCCGGAUUCCUCCGCCGUGGGGACCCCCGCUGAGAAACCCCCCGAGGCGUCUCCUGCUGCGGUUGAUCCCCACAAGACGUUUGCUGUCAGCAUUCUCGUGGAAAGAGCCAUGCACUUGAGCCUGAAAGGAAGCCCCCUCACCGAGCGCGGAGUGACAGCUCCCAACAGCUGCGUAUCGUUCGUGACGGCUGACCCAGACAGCCCUGUUACCACUGAAAUCGUGGAAAAAACCGAUUCACCCGUUUGGGAUUUUCAGCUGCAGACCAGGCUCUCCAAUGAACUGCUUCUGGAUCCCCAGCAAACCCUGGUCUUCAAAGUGUGGCACAAAGCAGACGUUGAGCGCGUGAUAGGCUUCGCGUCGGUCGAUCUCUCCCCCCUCCUCUCGGGCUUCCAGUUAGUCUGCGGCUGGUACAACAUCACGGAUUUCAGCGGGCAGUGCCAAGGACAGCUCAAAGUGGCCGUCUCUCCCCUUGAAAGUAUCCUUCAUCUCAAAGAAGAAAGGCAGAUCCCGGCAACAAGCCCCUUUGCGUUCCAGGCGAGGGACCUGUGCACAGCCCUCCCCACCUUUUCUACAAGAGGUGCCGAAGAACUCUUUCACCCCCUGUCCAAGGGCACUGAGGCCAGCCAUCAUGAGAGAACCGGAUCCUCCGCUUCCUCCAUGCCUCGUCACGAAGAGCACGUGCAGAACAUCCGCCGGUUCCACGAGUCCCUGCAGCAGGCGGAAGGGAAUGCGCACCGAGCCGGAAGGCUGGAUACCCUGUCCCAGUCCUCGCGCACCUCACUUCUCCGGGCUCUCAGGAAGAACAUGAGCGAACUGGAUGAGAUCAAGAGAUACUUCAGUCAAAAGCUAACCAGGUCUUUCCCUGACACGGGCGCACCAGACAGAAGUGCGGACGGACUCAGUGGCAGACACCCGAGUCCUUCCUCCGGGGCAGUAGAUCCCGAAGGGCGGCAUCUGUUAGAGAAGUCUAACCAGCUGGUGUCUCAAGUCAGCAGCCUGAUCAACGGCCUCAACCACAAUAUAACCAGAAACGCCACAGAACCUCCAGAGGCCCACGAAGGGUUCUCUUCACAUUUGGAUGCCCUUCCGGACCAGAGGGGGGGAGCAACCAGGACCAGUGAGGGGCCCAAAGACCUCCUGCGGAACGACGCCUCGAGCGGCCACGCAGGCGAAGGGCCGCUCUUCUCUCUGGAAGAGGCCUCCUUUGCACGGGGCAUGCUGUACGAAUUCCUCGGCCGAGCCAGCUCCCAAAGCGACCCCCCGUUGGCCAUCCCCGCAGCGGCCGAGGCCGCCGAGUCCCCCAGCGAGGACGACUACGAGGAGGACGUCAUAGAGCCCAGAACGCUGAACGAAAUCACCACCGCGACGGACAAAACCAGCCCCUGGUCCAGCCUCGUCUCCGAAGGGGAGCAGGACCGUGACCAGGAAGCGGCGAAGACGAGGGUCGCCGGCUGGCCAGAUGGCGGAGCGGAACCUUUCCUCGCCGGGGAGCGGGCCCAAAGCUCCUGGUCCAACGUCACCCAGGAGGACUCCCUGAGCAUCUCCAGCACCACCAGGUCUGGCGCCGGCCCCUCCGGAGGAGAAGGGGGUGGCGAAGGCGGGGCGGGGCAGGAACUCGAAGGCAGCCCCGAGGACCCACUCCGAUCCACACCAGCCUUAGGCGCAGAUGGCUUGAAUGACGGGCCUUCGGAAGAAGGAGAGACUGUGCAGGAAGGCGCCCUAGAAAUCCAGGCCGAAGACGCCGGUGUAGAACUGGCACCUUUCCCGGGUGGUGGAGGCUUUGCUCCGGAGUACGCUGCUGCUCCAGAGGCGGAGGAGGGACGGGAGGCGUCACGUUCAGACCCCCAAUACGAGGAAGUGGCCGAUUCCGAUGAGGAGGAGCACCGGAGUUCCCCCGAGUCGUCGGAAACCGCGCAGCAGGCAGACAGCAGCUCCCACGAGGGCGACCACGAUCCGCCCGAGGACUCGGGCGAGCCUCCGCAGCCCAGAGUCAUGUUGUCCGACCCCGUCGUGGUCCCCAAUUUCUUCCUUCCGCCACAGCAUCUGGAAGCCUCCAUGCGCCUGCUGAGCGUCUCGGCUCAUCCCCUGACCGCCACCGAUAAAGUAAGUAGCUUCCUGGUGCCGCCUUUGCCGCACUGGAUUUCAGCCUCUCCUCCUGAGCAGCGAGAGCGGAGGCCUUUCCGGCUGGCCUCUUCCGUAAUCGGUGCAGCUACCUUCCACGUAUAUACGCCCGCUAGGACCUGGGGACGGGGUUGCUGCCACCACCAUUCGUGCCCGCUCCUGGGCUGCCGGAGUAUCACUCCGGCUCGUUCCGGCCCCAAAUGGCCCCUGGAUAGCACCAAAAACUCAGUGUGA
Gekko japonicus is the source of this 5811-nucleotide messenger RNA. It is a transcript of the gene C2CD3, whose product is annotated as C2 calcium-dependent domain containing 3. Gene Ontology annotation, biological process: centriole elongation; cilium assembly. The transcript is spliced from 25 exons. The record is from RefSeq and is a predicted model, not a curated record. Lineage: Eukaryota; Metazoa; Chordata; Lepidosauria; Squamata; Gekkonidae. Gene Ontology annotation, cellular component: centriolar satellite; centriole. The annotation marks the transcript as partial.